AUGUUAGUACCGGUUUUUUCUUUACAAUUAAAUCAUAAAGUUUUCCCUCGAACGGUUGCCGUGGGUAAAUUCAACGGCAAAACGUCAUGUCUCGUUGGUGCAACUGCUGGAAACAAAGUUUUUAUUCAUUCUCCACAAGACAAUAAUCCUCAAGCACAACAAUUGGAAGGCAAUGUUUCGCUUUUAAAUGUAAAUCAAGUUGUUACAAGUUUAGCAUGUGGUCAACUGGACGAUCAAUUGAAAAAAGAUUUGCUCGUUGUUGGAACAAGUAGCAACAUAACUGCAUAUGAUAUCGAUCGUAAUGUCGAUUUAUUCUUUAAAGAAACUCCAGAUGGUGCAAACGCCAUAACUAUCGGUAAAUGGGGUGAAUUACCCGAACAAUUAGCGAUUGUAGGUGGAAAUUGUUCAAUUCAUGGUUUUAAUAAAAAAAGUGAGGAUGUUUUAUGGACAGUUACGGGCGAUAAUGUUUCAUCACUGGCAUUACUUGAUUUCAAUGGUGAUGGUUAUAAUGAACUUGUUGUCGGCUCAGAGGAUUAUGAUAUUCGAGUAUUUCGAGAAGAUCAAUUGAUAGCAGAUAUGCAAGAAACAGAAACAAUUGUGUCAAUAUGUCCAUUAAUUGGUGCACGAUUUGGAUAUGCAUUAGGAAAUGGGACUGUUGGCAUUUAUGAACGAACGAAUCGAAAUUGGCGUAUUAAAUCACGAAAUUCUGCGGUUGUGCUACAAGCAUACGAUGUUGAUGGUGAUGGUGUCGAUGAAUUAGUCACUGGAUGGAGUAGUGGCAAAGUUGAUAUUCGAAGUGAUCGUAAUGGAGAUGUCAUUUUCAAAGAUAGUCUCAAUUCAUCGGUAGCUGGAAUUGUCAAAGCAGAUUACCGAGUACCGGGAGAAAAUUUAUUGAUCUGUUGUUCGAAUGAAGGUGAAGUUCGAGGAUUUAAAUUCUCGGCACAGGACAGUAAUGCAGCUGCAGCUAAUCUAUACAAAGAUCGACAAGAAGCAAUUCGAGAUCUAGCUCAGAAGAAACAGGCACUGUUACUGGAACUUCAAACUCUCGAAGAGGCCGCAAAAAAAGCUAAAGAUUCAAGUAGUACUAACAACCGAGCAGUGACAUUAGAUUCCGAAGCUGAUAUUCCGGCAAAUACAGAAAUACAAACAAUAUUAACAGUCGAGAGAAGUCGAAGUGAUUUUCCAGCACAUAUUGCAAUAAAAAUGAAAACAUCCAAUCACACCGUUAUAAGAGUCGUCACACUUUUUGCUGAAGGUUUAUUCAAAGGCGAAUGUUUUGUUGUCCAUCCGGCUGCGAAUCAAGUCCGAGAAAACAUCGUUGUACCAAUCAUACCGCCUCGUGAUGCGUCGGUAGAUUUACAUCUUCAAGUUUUUGUUGGAUUGAAAUCAAGUACUCUCUACCAUGUUUUUGAAUUGGCUCGGCCAUUACCAAUUUUCUCAAUGUAUCUAUUGGUUGAAAACUCAACUGAUCAUGAGCCGAAAGGUUUCGUUAAUUUCACGAUCAAUGAACGUAUUCCACGAAUUCUCGUUUGGAUCAAUCAUCAUUUCCUUCUUUCGGAAGAAUAUGCACCCAACACACCAAGCUUGUACGUUACAUUUCUGGCCGUUCGAACAGACACAAAGUUAGUUAUUAAAAUGCAAAACACCGGACAGAUGCUGAUUCAAACCGAUGAUAUGGAAUUGGCUGGAAAUAUUAUUCAAUCCUUAGGCAAAUUUUUGAAUAUUGAUGCAUUACAAACAACAUGUGAUUUUCCACAAGAACUUGACAUGCUGCAGAGAAUAUUUUCUCAAAUUGAAGAGUAUCAAGCGGCUCGACAACGAAUUUCGUCGGAUAUGGCCGAACAUGCGAAUAUUAUUCGAAGCUUUUUAAUUCGUGCUGAAGACGCACGGUUAAUUGGUGACAUAUCGGUUAUGAAACGACAUUAUAUCGAUUUAUUAAACUUGAAUCGCGAUUUAAUCAAUGGAUACAAGAUUCGCUGUACAAAUCAUGAGGAGCUAAUGAAGAACUUACGAUAUCUGAACCAAAUGGUGCAAAAGGCAGGCAAUUUGCGAAUUGGAAAGUUUAAAACAACAACUGUGAAUCAAUGUCGUGCAGCAAUCAAAUCAAAUAAUACUCAAUUAUUGAUGAAAUCUAUCAAAACAGGCAGUGCCUAG
Adineta ricciae is the source of this 2154-nucleotide messenger RNA. The record is from the annotation of a GenBank genome assembly. Lineage: Eukaryota; Metazoa; Rotifera; Eurotatoria; Adinetida; Adinetidae.